AUGUCACCGCCAAGCUCCACCUUUGUAGAUCCUCAAGUACAUAACAUAGCAGGUCGUCACGCUGCAGAAAUGAACAAAGAAACGACGAACCCAAGCAAGCCAGGAAAGCGCAAAAGAGGUGCUGCAAUGACUGAAGAGCAGAGAAUAGCAAACUGUAUAAGCACGAAGAAGUAUAGGGAUAAGGUGAAACUAACCAACAAGGAAGUAUUUACAGAAUAUGAGAAACAAAGAUAUCAAAAACGAAAAGCAGCAAUGAUGCAAUUAUCAUCUGAGGAGCAAGCGAAUAUUAAAGCUAAAAAGAAAGAAGCCGAUAAACGUUACAGAGAAAAUCUUAAAAAAAGGAUCGGGCAUACCAAGUUUACGACUGUCCAUAUGCAAAAUUACCGUCGCUUAGAAGAAACAAGUCAGCUGACUGAUGCACAAAAGCGAGAGAGAGAAAAGCAUUUAGAAGCAAAUCACCAUACCAGUAAUCAUUCGAUGCAAAUCCUACUCCUCCUUCUGCUAUCUUUGGUCUUUAUACCACUUGUGGCUUUUGCCUGGUCAGAGACAUCUACUGGUGCAUUUAAUCCACCAUAUAUAGCUUUGCAUGACGAUGCAACAUCUACUUUUAAGCCAAACAGUGAUGGGGUACACUUAGAGAAGUCACAAGCGAGACCAUCAAAGAAACGCAAAGAGCUACCAGAUUUGAAUAAAUCUCCUCCUGUAAGUGAAGCAGAAGAGUUCACGGAAAGGAAGAAGCGGGUCUUGACGAAGAACCGCUAUAGGACUGCAGCUUCUGCCCUCUCUAUUAAAGAGAUUGCGAAGCAAAAACGUAAAAUCAAAUACCAAGAAGAAUGCGACAAGUUUAGGCGCUUGCCAGCUCAUAAAAAAGAAGAAGCCAGAGUAAAAGCGGUAAACAAGUCCAGAAAAUAUCGAGAAAAAUUGAAAUUGAAAACCGGCGUUACAAGUAAGAAAGUUUUACGUUUUCAAGAGUUACAAGCACUUCGUAAAACAGCAGGAAAUGGUUCCAAUGGAAGCUCUCCGAACACUCCGACUGACUUUGAUUGGACGUCAUAUUUAGUUGAUACAGAAGACCAUCCAUUGAUGUCACCAAUUGGUAGCUCUGUUCAAACUCAGCCUGUUGAUCAAUCAGGCAGUCAUCAAAAGGAUAAACAAGCUGUUUCUCAUGCCACUUCACUGGCCGGGAGCUACUUACCUGAACAUCCAAAGAAGACUGAAAAGAGAAAAAAUCGUAAGCCUUAUUCUUGGCCGGAAGAAAAAGCCAAAAUCGAACGCAUGACACCUGAACAAAAGAAGUACAGAAAGAUUUAUUCAAGAACACGGCAACAAAGGUAUAGUAAUCGAUUGAUGGAAGAAAUUGGUUUUAGUAGUCAUCAUAAUGCACGUUUACACCAGUAUCGCAAUUUAAAAGAAAAAGGUCAAGCAAGUGAAGAACAAUUAGCAUAUUUAAAAAAGUACCAAGAAAAAUCUAAAAAGCAGCAAGAAGCAUUUCAAGCACGAAGGAGGGCAAUGCGCUUGUCGCAGAGGAACAAGAAAGAAUGA
Meira miltonrushii is the source of this 1542-nucleotide messenger RNA. RefSeq lists its product as uncharacterized. Bases 1 to 1542 code for a protein of 513 amino acids. The transcript is spliced from 4 exons. NCBI's taxonomy places the organism in Eukaryota, Fungi, Basidiomycota, Exobasidiomycetes, Exobasidiales, Brachybasidiaceae. The record is from RefSeq and is a predicted model, not a curated record.